Messenger RNA from Hyaloscypha bicolor E, 2171 nucleotides. RefSeq lists its product as uncharacterized. The record is from RefSeq and is a predicted model, not a curated record. Gene Ontology annotation, molecular function: zinc ion binding; DNA-binding transcription factor activity, RNA polymerase II-specific. NCBI's taxonomy places the organism in Eukaryota, Fungi, Ascomycota, Leotiomycetes, Helotiales, Hyaloscyphaceae. The coding region runs from base 81 to 2027 and encodes 648 amino acids. The transcript has 6 exons. Gene Ontology annotation, biological process: regulation of DNA-templated transcription.
CGACUUCGGCUGUUCGGGCUUGCUAUUAUGACCUAGAGUGUUCUUCCAGCGGCGAGUGAAGAUUGUUCCACGUAAGAAAAAUGGCCAGACAAGGGCAUCUGAGAUCACGAAAUGUGAAAAAGAGGACUCGAUCUGGCUGUGAUACAUGCAAGAGAAGACACGUAAAAUGCGAUGAGAACAAGCCUGUUUGCAAUAACUGUGGAAGUACCGGCUUUCAGUGUGAUGGAUACUGCUACAACACUUUGGUACAAAGACCAGCCACCGGCAAGAACUCACGAACCCCUAUACCAAGAGCGCACUUCCCCAUUUUCACCAGGUCUUCUCUUCAAAACGGCAAUCCACCCCGACAAGAAACCUUGGCGCAAAGCAAUCAAUCGGGAAAUACAGAACAACAAAAAACCACAAUUGAAAAGUUUGAAAACGAAGGAAACCAAGAGCACGCCAUCCCCACUACUCUACUUACCAUGCCUUCUCUUCAAAACCACAAUCCACCUCGACAAGAAAACUUACGAUUACAACCCUCUGCCUCCCAAACGCUCCCGCAACGAAGAACCACAAGCAUAAAAGAGCACGCCAUCCCCACUACUCUACUUACCAUGCCUUCUCUUCAAAACCACAAUCCACCUCGACAAGAAAACUUACGAUUACAACCCUCUGCCUCCCAAACGCUCCCGCAACGAAGAACCGCAAGCAUAAAAGAGCACGCCAUCUCCACCACUCCACCCACCUGCGGACUCCAGCCGUCCGCAGGCCUUGAAUUCAAGAACAAGCGUGAGCACCAAUACUUCGCGGUCUUUCAGGAGAGCGCAGCUGCCCAGCUAUCGGGAUAUUGCGAUUCUUCUCUCUGGGACUGCGAUAUCCUUCGGGCCUGCCACGAGAAGCAAUGGGUUGUAAUGCUAGUUGUCGUUAUCGGAGCUCUUCAUCAAUCCCUAAACACCCUACCUACUCAUGAAGCAGACAGCAGGAGUCACUACAGCUUCGCCAUACAGCAAUACCGACUAGCCUUGGGAGAAUUGAGAACCGACUUCGAACAGGAACAUCGAACCGAGUCUAGGGUUCGACUCGUCUUAAUCUCCUCCCUGCUUCUAACUUGUUGUGAGACUUAUACGGGCACUCGAGACCAGGCACUUACCCAAGCUAAAACUGGUAUAGACGUUCUGCUUGAGUGGUCAAGGCAGGAAGAGCCUACAGACGACUUGGUGGAUGACUGGUCUCAUAUAAGGCAUGUUGCAUCCCGGUUCCCAAACCUAGAAGAUGAACUCUUGAGAGCAUUUCAGCGACUAGACUACCAAAUACUCCUCUACAGAGGUUUUCAACCUAACCGUCAUAUACCUCAAUUUCCUACUAUCGCCCACCAGUUUACAUCCAUCAAUGAAGCCUAUAACUUCUGGGAUCUAGUCAUGCGCCGAGUCCUAUACUUUCACGCCAUCAACAAUAUCACAGAACAACAUAGCGCAAGUGGAUACGAGGACGAUAAUACUCAGGCAAGCGCAAAGGCAAUGGUUUAUCCAAGUCAUAUACGAGUCGAGAGCGACAAGUUUAAGGCGACUACCGAGCAGUUUCUCCGUCAUUUUAAUCCUAUAUUCCAAAGAUCUAGACAAGAGCCUGGAACAAAGGAUUACUUACUUGCCAAUCUCGUUAUGAUCAGAGUCCUAUCUCGCCGUGCCGUUCUCUCCCAACGUCCGUCGAAGAGCGAGCUAUAUAGUGAUUAUUUCUUGCUAGACUACCAAAAAGUUAUCCAGCUAGCGCGCGAGCUAAUCAAUGAUCCGAAGACGACUCUAAAGAAGGCGAUUUUUGGUUUCGAUAUAAUUCUCAGUAUUUCUAUUUUUAGCCUCUCACGCCUUUGUAGAGAGCCAGGAAUACGUCGACAAGCUAUUGACUUGUUACACCGGUGCCCGCAGAGAAAAGGAUGGUUUAAUUCACUGGUUUUUGCGAAGGCCUCGGAGUGGCUAAUGCACAGGGAAGAAGAGCGGAUGGUUAAUGGAAAGAUGGAAACACGGCAAGGGAAUUGCUCGGUCCUGUUAUGAUAAUACUGUAACAAUUUCACGUUGGCGUUUUGGAGAAUAUAACGGGAAUCGUGAUGGGUAAUACAGAACCGCGCGAACGAGCACUGUUUGCAACCCGAAAAGUUGCCCUGUAUGUUGUUGGUGUUAUCAAUUACAAUAUUUCCG